AUAAACAGAAGAUAACGUUGUGAUAGAUGGACAAUGUAAGGUACCUUAUCUUUUUACGAGAAUAAUUUAGAUAAUCAACAAUGUAAACCUAAUUAAGGUACAAACAUCAUAUUUUCAGCAAACUCAGCAGGUUCUGGAUGCAAAGCUGGGAGAAAACACAAAGAAAGUUUAUUGACCCUCAUGCGUAAGACUUGUCAAAAACGGCAGAGGUCUAGUAAUACAUCAAAAAUUUGAAAAUCUGAGGGGUCAACGGACGCACUGGAUGUUGCUCCUCGUUCAAGAGAUGAGAAAGUUGGUUCGACAGAGUCACAUUGGCUGACAUCGGGUCUGAUGCGAUUGGUCGAGUUCAACGUCUCAGAGUUUCCCAAUUGAAAGAUGCUGGGGUUUCUUGGAAUUAACGAGGCCAUUUCUGGCUUCCAGAAACAGAUUGGAGCCUAUGACAAAGAACUGUGGGAAGAACAUGUAGAAGAAAAGGAACUUAAUAUACAGGGUCUACAAGCUGGUGCUAACAAUGUUCCACUCCGGACGAGUCGGCUGAAAACAGAACUCAUUGAUAUUGAUCUUGUAAGAGGUUCAACAUUUACCAAAACCAAGCCUGAGCAUUCCUCGGGCUCCAUUGCACGUAAAGGACUUAUCAGGGUGAUGCUGUUUCCACUAUACUGUAGUUGGUGGAAGAAACAGCUAUCGAAAUGGAUGUACAUUAGUUUACUAGGGUUGUAUUUCAUGCAGUCUUUGGUGGUGAUUGUGUACUGCUUGUACAUACCAAAGGAAGGACAACAGCCAAUCUUCUUCACAGAGAUUUUCAUGCCCAUUGUCUUGUCAUUAGUUCUUGGCACUGUCUACUCACUAGUUGUAGGUACCACCGUAGCAAAGUCAAGGUCCUUGAGAAGGCGAAUGACAAGGAGAAGCCGAGAAAUCAAAACCAAAUCUAGUAAAACCACUUCAGAAGACGCCAACGGCUACGGAAAGAAACGCGGCAUGCGCCGCAGCCAGUCCCUCCCCUGCACUGCUGAGACAUUCUUCCAGAUGCGACAAGCCCGCCGCACUCUCACCCGUCGCUUCUCCCGACCAGGUAUCGUUGUCGAGGACAGCGUAACCGGUCGACGGGAGAGCCUUGUGGAAGGGAUGGACGAGGCGAGCGUGGAAGAUGGCCUCGGUGUUCGACAUCGCGUGAAGACAGUGACGUAUGUUGGAGGAGUCACGGGGGAUGAAACGACAGGAUGUGCAGAGGAGGACCUCACACUCUUGGGAAAACCCAUCAAGGAGUCGUCCCUGGCAGGGGAGAUACUCCGCCCGGAUCAAGACCUGCCAGGCCUGACGGAACCGGACACUCCGAUCGUCUUCUCCGCUUCCGAUCAGACUCCGGCCGUCAAGCUCGUCUGUGAGAAGGGGUUGGUUGAUGUCAAAGGUCAACCUGCAAAGGAGAGUGAAGGAUACGUGACAAAGAAACCCGGGGAGGAGGCUGGAACUGUGGAGGUGUCUAAGGUUUCUUUCCUUGAGCGUGCUAAAAAAGCCUCCAACUCUGCGUUCAGUGACGAGGUUUCAGACAACCCCCCGCAUGCAUCAGACAGCGAGGGGGCCCCAGAGGAACCCGCGGGGCGCAGACACGAGCUUCGCCUCCGAGGGCGUGCUGGUGUACGAAAGGGUCGACGAAAGUGCCGUGAGUACGGCAGUUCAAAUGACUCUGACGUGGAUCCAGUUCCUGUUAGGCAAGCGAAGUCCCUCAUGGAGGAUCCACACCUGCGAGGUCCGUCCCGUUCAGGGGACUCUGAUAUGGACGACCCCAGCUGGGGUGAGACGGCGGAGGAGGUAUCCUCCUCUGGCUCAUCCAGUGAGUCCAGCGAGAGUGACUCGACAGACACAGACAACGAGAAGCCCGAGGAACUACCUCACUUUGAGGACCCGUUCAAGCUGAUGCCCGCGACAGUUACAAGCACCCCGAGUGCCUGCACGAACACGGAGAAAAUCCGUGUUCGUAUCUUCGAGGGGAAUGAAUGCAAGAAGGCUGAUCUAAGCGUCCUGGAGAUAAGCUGCCAUAUCAACACUAAAGUCCACAACACCCGCAAUAACUGUGAUUACAUCUUCAUUGGUGCUAUCUGUUCAUUCAUCCUGGCUAGUAUACCAGUCAGCUUCAGAUUACGAGGAGUCUCUCUAUUGGAGCCGAAUCUCUCGUGGCUGACUUACUCCUGUUUCAUGAGGGCAGCAAGCACCUUGAGGCUUAACAGUACAGCCUACAUUGUUGUUGGCGUGUGCAGCUUGGAACGCUUUGCUCUGAGCUUCAUGUUUUUCUUUCUGUUGUCUGUUGCUGAGAAGACGUACAAACAGAGGAGUCUUUUUGCGAAGUACUUCUCUCACCUGACCUCCACCCGCCGAGCUCGUAAAUCUUGCCUUCCACACUUCAGACUCGACAAGGUCAGCAACAUCAAAGCAUGGCUGUCACUCAGGUCCUUUCUCAAGAAGCGCGGUCCGCAGAGGUCUAUUGAUGUCAUUGUGUCUUCAGCCUUUAUGGUUACACUAUGUCUGGUCUCUGCUUUGUGCGUCGAGAUGUUACAGAGAGACUUCAAGUUCUUAUCCCACCUAUUCAACUGGGAGGUCAUAGCAUGGGCCUUCUGUAUGUGUCCCUUCCUGUUGAGGUUCAUGACGCUUGGCUCCAACAUCAACAAGAAGUUCCGCAACACGUCUGUGCUCCUAACUGAACAGAUCAACCUGUAUCUCCACAUGGAGAAGAAACCACACAAGAAGGAAGAUCUAAUGCUGGCAAAUAAUGUACUUAAACUUGCCUCUAAGCUCCUCAAGGAGAUAGAAACUCCCUUCAAGAUUGCCGGCUUGACAAUGAAUCCUGUCCUGUACAAUAUAACAAGAGUGGUGGUUCUGUCUGCAUUCUCUGGUGUACUCACUGAGCUUCUUGGAUUCAAGCUGAAGCUAUGGAAGAUCAAAGCGACGUGAAGACCAUGUCAAGUCUACUUUGCCAGCUCUUGAAAUACUUAUAAAUGUAUUAUAAUCAAUCAGUAUUCAGAACCUUAUAAAUUUCUGUAUAGAGGAUGACCAUUUUAAAAAGACUGGCUACCAGUCUUAUGCAGCUGCCUCAAACAGAUUUGCGAAGGUACUUUCCAAAGUUUUUAUCAUUUUCAUGGUUAUUUAAAGUGUAGGACUGUGGAGAUGGUAGAGGUAAGCUGUGGACAAUAAACAAAUAUUGAUAUUAUGAUAAUGGAAGUAGUAGACGACACACAAUGAUGAAACUGAAAUACUGAAAGAUCUAGUGUUGGUUCCAGGGAAUUCUGUUUGCGGAGAUUCGGUCUCCCCCAUAUCAAUUUGAUUUUUCAAUUUUAUUUUUUAAGAAUUAUUUGUAUGGGUGGUUUGGAGGAAGAGGAUUCAAAAGAGGGCGUUAUCAGAGGAAAUUUGACACAGUCUGCCAUUUUGGAUCUCUGAAUCUGUGGAUGAACCGAAUCUCAUGCCACAUGGGACCGGGAGAGGGGCAUUUUAUUUGAAAAUAAAACCCUUGGAUCUCCUACCACUGUCAGAUUAUUACAAAAUGCCAUACUGGUUGCAGCCAUUUGUAAUGUUGAUUCCACAAUUUUUUUUGCAAAGCCAACAACCUUUCCAGAAGUGAAGGGAAUAAUUUGCUUUACAAUAUCAAUUUUAAUUGUUUUUAAUCUUAUUUAUUAUGUGUUAACACUCUAAAACUGCAGUAGUUUUGUGCACAAGCCUACACUAGAUGUAUAAAGUGUUUUAUAAUGACCCCCCUUUGCUUAUAGUUGUACUGCGUUAAGAGUCGAGGCCGAGAACAGAAUUCAAGCUCUGCUGAUUCUGUUCAGCAGAGUGUGAGUUCGAAUCCCGGUCGUGACACUUGUGUCCCUGAG
Molecule: messenger RNA, 3860 nt
Organism: Asterias rubens (European starfish)
Lineage: Eukaryota; Metazoa; Echinodermata; Asteroidea; Forcipulatida; Asteriidae
Product: putative homeodomain transcription factor 2
Exons: 18
Coding region: 376-2946 (856 amino acids)
Cellular component (GO): endoplasmic reticulum
Source: RefSeq, a predicted model, not a curated record